CGGAGCCGCCCGUAUACUCCGUGCAUGGCUGGGGCUGCUCCCUCUGCCUCUAGUGAUCACACCCCGGCAGGACACACACUGAUGACACCCUGAGAGGGCGAGGACUGAGAAAAGUUGCCUGGAUGAAGCCCAGCCAGUCCCGGGAUCGCCAUUCCUCUGGGAAUGAAUAUACAAACAGAUUCCAUUUCCCUGACAGGACCGGGACGUCAGCAGAUGGUCCGGGAACAGUAUACCACAACAACCCAAGAAUCCGACAUAGAUCAUCCAGAGAAGCAGUAUGUCUAUAACAUUGGAAUCUAUGGCUGGAGAAAGCGCUGCCUCUACCUGUUUGUCUUACUUCUUCUUAUCAUCUUAGUUGUGAAUUUUGCUCUAACCAUUUGGAUUCUCAAAGUCAUGUGGUUCUCACCAACUGGAAUGGGGCAUUUGAAAGUUACAAGUGAAGGUCUUCGUCUUGAAGGAGAAUCAGAGUUCCUUUAUCCACUCUAUGCCAAAGAAAUUCGUUCAAGGGCGGACAAUUCCUUAAUUCUUCAUUCAUCGCAGAAUGUGACUGUCAAUGCACGUAAUGAUGAGGGGAAGAUCACUGGCAGAUUGACAGUAGGUCCUAAGGUGGUACAAACCCAUGCUCAGCAGUUCCUGAUAAACUCUGACAAAGGAAAAAUGCUCUUCUCUGUGGAUGACAAAGAAGUUUUAGUUGGGACCGACAAACUCAGAGUUACAGGGGCUGAAGGUGCUUUGUUUGAACACUCUGUGGAAACUCCUUUAGUUAGAGCAGAUUCCUCAAAGCAACUCAGACUGGAGUCACCUACUCGAUCUUUAACCAUGGAUGCCCCAAAGGGAGUCUACAUCAAAGCGCAGACUGGUGGAAUCGAGGUUCUUUCACGGAAGGACAUUAAAUUACACAGCAACGAUGGCAUGGUUGUGCUAGAUGCUGAAAAAAUAUUUAUGCCAAAACUGCCUCAAGGAUCAAAGAUGAACCCUGGAAGUUCUCAGGACCUCUAUGAAGUUUGCGUCUGUCCUGAUGGAAGACUCUACCUAUCUGUGGCUGGGUCGACAUCCACUUGCCAGGAAUACAGCCGUGACUGUCAAUAAAAGACUUCUUCGACCACUGGAAAUUUGCAGUCCCUUUUAUAGAACGUGGAAACUUUCACUUUGUUGGAACAAAACACAUUGAGAAUUUGGUUACUAAAACUACAAAAUAUGUGGGAUGUUUAUUUGUAUCUGGAAACAUACUUUUAUGAAAAAAUAAGGAAAUAUUUUUUUAGACACUGUAAAAUAGCACAAGUUAAUUUGGACUUGGAAAUAAACCAUCAUUUAUUGGUCUUGGCUAAUAGCAGAAAAUUAAGAGCUGUAGCUCCUGGAGCUCAGCCACUUAAUAAAAUGAGUAUUUUGUCGCGUCACUGAACUGUUACACAUUCAUUGAACCAAGUAAUUAAUUGAAAACCAUUCUAAUUUUUUUUUCUCCUAUUUCAAAUACUUUUCUGCUUGUACCACAUUUUAUGGUAAUAAUGCGAUCUUAAUGAUCUGUUUCCAACAUUUGAAACAAAUGAAUAGGUGCCAGCAAUAUACUAUGCAACCUACCCUGCAAUAACAUAUUAUGCAGUCUGCUGUUUUUAUUGCAUGUUAUUUUUGUGGUAUAUUUUACAUUGCUAAAUUUGAAAUGUUUGGUGGCAACUGAUAAAAGAAUGAAAAGCUA
Molecule: messenger RNA, 1693 nt
Organism: Rana temporaria (common frog)
Lineage: Eukaryota; Metazoa; Chordata; Amphibia; Anura; Ranidae
Gene: SGCG
Product: sarcoglycan gamma
Exons: 8
Coding region: 163-1089 (308 amino acids)
Biological process (GO): heart contraction; cardiac muscle tissue development
Cellular component (GO): sarcoglycan complex; sarcolemma
Source: RefSeq, a predicted model, not a curated record